AUGUCGGAACCAACGCGGUUUCCUACUACUUCGCGAGUGCUGCAAAUAUUUGUCCCAAGGAUUUUAGAAAAAUCAAUAAAACCGAUAUUUUUAAAGUAUUCGAAGGUACAGAGUGACAAGCGUGGUGGUAGAACGUUGAAAAAACAGGUGUUGGACUUUGAUAACGUGAAUGAGCAGUGGCGAGGAGAAGUGGCGCAGGCUGCUACUCUACUUUAUCGUUGUGUACUUCAAAUGAAGUGCACAGAAAUGGAGAAGAUGCUCGGUCAAAUAGUUCCACCGACACUAUCACUUAUCGAUGAUUAUGACGUGAAACUGAAGACCCUGGGUGUAUCCACAUUAGAUUACCUUUUGAAAGAGGUCAGACCCGAAAGCAUUCGACGAUCAGGAUUGGGCGACGUUUUUUACGAGGCGUUGGUCAAUUGUCUCAGUUAUCAAAGUGAAACUUCGCAUUUGCCAUUGUUACGUUUGAGCUUCUCCGCGAUAAUUACGCUGGUCUCAUUGGUUGAGCCAAUAGAGGAGAGAUCUAGAUAUACCAAGUACGAGAAGAUCCUGUCAGAUAGUGUUAUCAGAGGAUUUGUUUACUCGGGGGAUAAAAUAGCGGUUCGCCAAGUCCUGCUAGAACAAAUCCCCCGUCUUGCUGAAGGAUUGGGGAUCGUGAUUGUUAAAUAUUUGCAGGAUUUGAUUCAAAACCUUUGCGCUACUUUAGAAGUUGCAUUAGACGUUCCUAAUAAAAAUGAAAUAUUGAAUUUACAUUUAACGGCUUCGAAAGGAAUCGAAGUGUUAAUAACUAAAUGUUGGCCAAG
Acaulospora colombiana is the source of this 803-nucleotide messenger RNA. The record is from the annotation of a GenBank genome assembly. NCBI's taxonomy places the organism in Eukaryota, Fungi, Glomeromycota, Glomeromycetes, Diversisporales, Acaulosporaceae.